AUGCCUCCUGAAAGGUGGCUUGUCCCUGAAGAAGGCUGGGAUGAGCUGGGCAGAGGAGGACUGGUCGGUGGGCCUGUCUGGCCGGGCCCUGCAGAAGGUCAAGGAGCUGCAGGUCCAGCAGGAGAGGCUGAACAGAGAGAGACAGCAGAAACAGCUGCAGCUAGACAGCACACAGACCUCCCUCAACAGACUGUCAAGUAUGAGGAGGUGCGCGGGGAGCUGCAGUGUGUACAGAGGGAGUUACAGGUGGCUCGUGAGGAGGCGCAUGCAGGUGUGUGUGUGCGGGAGCGUCUCUCUCAGGAUCUCCAAGUGAAACAGGCCCAGGUGUGUUCACUGGAGGGACAGCUGGGCUCGGCACCAACCCUCACACACACCCUCCAAAAGGAGGUCAAAAGGUUGGAGGCGGAUCUAGAGAAGUUACAGAACACUAGAAGCUCUGGAGAAUCCAUGUUGUUUUCCACCCCAUGCUGGAGUAUGACAUCACCACGGGACCACAAUGGUGGGAGACAGGAGGAAAGGCAGGGAUACAGCGGUGGCGAGGGGGAUACAGCGGCGGCGAGGGGGACAAUAAAGCACUACACGUCAAACAACAGCUCAAGUUCUCAGACCCUGGCGUCUCGCCCACGCCCCCACAACAACAAGCCAAGGGCACGCCCCACCGGCGUCCGUCCCACCAAUCAGACUCCUCCACUCCCUCGGCUGUGUUUCCGUGGGAACGGGACGACCAAAAGCCUUCCACCAGGGAACGACUCGCUCCUCCUCCAUCUCCCUCUCUCCCCUCCAGCAAUGUCAUCAGACGAGGACAGGAUGCUGGGGGUUGUGGGAUGGUGGAGGACCUCAGGAGAGAGCCAGACAGUACGUGUCACUUUGUCACCUUUGUUAUCACUUAUUGCCAGUUCAGUCAUGUGUUCUGAUGUCAGACUCCACUCCAAGCACCUUGGUUUAUCAUAUACUGUAUGUCCCAACAUCAUAUAUUUGAUACAUUCUGAUGUCUGGCUUCAAAUCUCUCUCUAGUAUUUCCAAGAAUCUGAGGAUUUGUUUCCCUUAGUAGGGCAAUAAUAUGGGUUGCAUUUGUUUCCCUUAGUAGGGCAACAAUAUGGGUUGUAUUUGUUUCCCUUAGUAGGGCAAUAAUAUGGGUUGUAUUUGUUUCCCUUAGUAGGGCAAUAAUAUGGGUUGUAUUUGUUUCCCUUAGUAGGGCAAUAAUAUGGGUUGUAUUUGUUUCCCUUAGUAGGGCAAUAAUAUGGGUUGUAUUUGUUUCCCUUAGUAGGGCAAUAAUAUGGGUUGUAUUUGUUUCCCUUAGUAGGGCAAUAAUAUGGGUUGUAUUUGUUUCCCUUAGUAGGGCAAUAAUAUGGGUUGUAUUUGUUUCCCUUAGUAGGGCAAUAAUAUGGGUAUAUUAGUUUUUUGAGUGCUGGUUUGGGGCAGGCAGGAUGCAGUUAAAGUUAAACCAGUAAAGACAGCUAGCUUCCUUUGACAGCAGGAGGGCAGAGGGAGACACAGUCCAAUGUUUGCUUUAGGUGUGAGUCAUAGAGAGUGUGUUCUAGCCUGAAUACCCCCCAUUGUCUUUCCUGCUGGUCGGCUGACAGCUAUAUGCAGUGCUGGGCUUUGUGUCAUCCUGUAUGGCUCCAGAUACAUUUAAUUACUGGCCUUUCAGUACAGACACUGCGUUCCUCAACAGAGGAGACAAGACUGCUCAAAUGUACUGUGAAAUGAGCUUAAAAUGGAUUUCACAUGACUUGUGAACCUGGGUCUGUAGUGACACUGCGAAGCAGUGCCUUAGACCAGGGGUUCUUACACGUUUUCAGUCUGCAACCCAAAAUGAGAAAUUCUGUGUUUUCCUGGGAGACAAGCUUGGAAAAAUAUGCAUCUAUAUGAAAAUAUCGGUACAUUUCAUUGCCUUUAUGCCUAAAGAAAAUGCAAUACAGACAAAUAAAUAACAAUGAAAUACCCA
Molecule: messenger RNA, 1948 nt
Organism: Salvelinus fontinalis (brook trout)
Lineage: Eukaryota; Metazoa; Chordata; Actinopteri; Salmoniformes; Salmonidae
Exons: 6
Coding region: 1-1014 (337 amino acids)
Biological process (GO): mitotic cell cycle; metaphase chromosome alignment; regulation of G2/M transition of mitotic cell cycle
Cellular component (GO): chromosome, centromeric region; nucleus; spindle pole
Molecular function (GO): microtubule binding; dynein complex binding
Source: RefSeq, a predicted model, not a curated record